AAAGAAAAAAAGAAAAGAAAAAAAAACUUAUUACAAGAUGGCGGCGGCGAACUGCUUGUACACUGUAAAACAAUAGAAGCAGCAGACCGAGAGUAGAGUUUAUUUGUUCGCUUUUUGCGGUUUCUUUUCGCUUGGUUUAUCAGACAACGGACUCGGCGGUGGUUGUUUCGGGGUGUGAGUAACUUUUACUGCUCGCUCUCGGUGAAAGUGCUUUAUUUAUUCCAGCAUGCUUUGUUAUUAGGGCUAGUUAGCGCUAGCUUGCUAGCUUAGCUACAUCUGUAGCUUUGCUCAGUAAGUAUCUAGCCGUAUAGAUUUAAUACAGAUCAGCUGUUAGCUAGCUAGCUGUUUUAAGAGGAGGGGAGAAAAGAGUUGUGAAAGUGGAUAAGUUUGUGCUUUAAUGUUUUUUUAAUGGCUCAGACGUUUUGUUUAUCGGGUUUUAGACGGAAGGGUUGUUUGUGUGAGAAAUGUUGAUGGUCUAAAAGUUUGAUAAAGAUAGAGAGAGAGAGAGAGAGAGAGAGAGAGAGAGAGAGACUAUUGGGCUAUAUUGAGGCUAAGGAGUUGGAGAAAAGUCCAAACUCAUGAGACAACACUUUUCUUAUCUUAAUUCAGACAUUCAGACUUUAUUUACUACUUCUUAUUUCUUCUGUAUGGUGAGCUUUUCCCACCGGGAUGCCAUGGAUGUUGGAAAAGUCUGCAUUCGAUAAAUAAUAAAUGCAAAGUACCUAAAGUACCCUUUGUGGUAAACGAGCUCGAGUUAGUUUAGUGGGACUUGUGGGUCUGGCUCGAUGGAAAAAGUCUUGUUGUUGCUGAGAUUUGUGUAGGCGUGUGUGAGCUCAGAGCAUUAAAACCCAGACAUUUAACGGUGAAUCGCUGAACUAUGUCGGGUUUCUUUUUGUUGUUGUGUAACUAGAGCACUAGUUGGCAAAUAUUGACUAAAAUGGAGGCAGUUGAGGAGAGUGUUUUGUAAAAAAAUAAAAUAAAUAAUAAUAAAAUAAAAAUUAAAGUGAAAGAGCAAAGGGGGGAAAAAAGGAGGCAGCGAUAUUUGAAGUGAAAGUUGUUUUUUUUUAUAUAACCGGGUUGAUUGAUCGGCAUGGCGGAUUAUGUGGUGUCGAGGCACAGCGCGGUGAUGGAGCGGCUCCGGCGUCGCAUCGAGCUCUUCCGGCGGCAUCACAACAGCUGCCAGAGCCGCUACGACAACACGGCCAUGGAGCGCCUCGAACUCGAGAGGCAGCAAACUUUCGCCUUGCACCAGCGCUGCUUGCAGACCAAAGCCAAGCGCUCCAACAAACACCGACAGCCGCAGACUGGGAGCGAGCAGGCGGCGCAGAGAGGCGCGGAGAGCGCCGACGGAGGAGGAGGAGGAGGAAGCGGCGGCGGUAGCGGCGGCAGCAGCAGCGCGCCUGGAGAGCAGAGCCGCAACAGCACCCUGAUCGCGUUGCAGGAGACAGUGAAGAGGAAACUGGAGAACGCCAGCCCUCCUGUUGGCCGUGACCAGGUAAAUGGAUUCAGUGACGGUUACCCCCCAUCAAAAAAGUCAUGUUUGGAAGAUGCAUGCUUGGGUAGUCUGAAUGGGUCCUCAAAUGGCAUCAUGCCCCCUCAUUCACCCAUGGACACCAAGCAUGGUUUGGCUGCUGACUUAGCACUGAAUGGUGCACCAGCGGUGGGUACUGCUGAGCAAAAUGGUGUCGCUCUCUCCGCUGAGUCUGACAUCCGUCUGAAGGAAAUGAAGCAAGAGCCCAUGGAUGACAUCCUGCCUACCGGUGGGGGCAACGGCAACAUCAUCCUGCCUGACCUCAACCUGAACGAACAGGAGUGGACCGAGCUCAUGGAGGAGUUUAAUCGCUCGGUGCCUUAUGAAGAAAUCCAAGAGCUCUUCAACGACGGUUUUGAGGACCGCAAGGACUCGGAGGUGCCAUCUAGCACUGUGGCACCUUCCAGCCUCCUCCCCGCAGACCUCGCUACGGUUAAGGCAGAGUUUUCCCCAGCACCCGCCUCUUCUGCCUUUGAACAGGACACGCGCACUGGGUCACCACACAUCCCGUCCACCUCGUCUGGGCCUCCGAUGCAUGCCAGCUCCCCAAUCAUGCCGCCAGCCUCUGCCUCCUCACCUUCUCUGUCCGGACACCAGCAUACGCAGCAGCAGCCUAGCCAGCCCAGGCCGCUGCAGAACCACCUGAUGCCACCCAAAGACUUGUCGCCGGCGCAGCAGCUGCAGCAGCUAGCUGCUCGGGAGCAGCACAGAGCACAGCUCAUGCAGAACCAGCAGCACCAGGUCCAGAAACAGCAGAAACAACAACAGCAGCAGCAUCAGCAACCGCCAGCACCCAAAUUUCACCAGCAGUCCAAUCAUCCAUCAACUUGGCAGAGUGCCCCUCCUAAUCAGAGUCAACUAGGAGGUGGUGCGUUUGGCCUGGAGAAGCCCACUAGCCCCUCGCUCUAUCCUUCUGACUUCCAGAAUCCCAAGUCCCUACUCAUGCCUGGCCAGCAGCCCACUAAGGGCUCUCCAAAAGCCAGUGCCCCAGGGGCAUACAUGCAGCCCAGUGGGCACCCGAUGUUGGGUCAUGGUACAGCUGCGUCUGGAACCCUCACCCAUCAACCAGCAUCUGGAGGCCAGGCGGCCAUGUUGGACUACAACAACACCAAACCGCUGAGCCACUUUGAGGCCGGAACACCAAGAGGCCCCGUGAACACGCAGAGUCAGAACAAAGCGGCGAUGCUCAACCUCCUGCACCAGCAGCCGCAGAUGAAGCCGAGGCCGACUGGCAUGCCAUUCAGACCUCCAACACAUCUGCCACACUCGCAGCAGGAGCCAGGUACUUACCCAUCUGCGCCCCAUGUCCCGGGCCCUGGUGCCAUGGUAACGCAGCCGGGUGGCAACGGCAUGACCGCUAACCACAAUAACGCAGCCUAUCUGAGCGGCCUGCAGAAGCAGCAAAUGCAGAUGUUGAGUCCACAGCAGAAACAGUUCCUCCAGAGACAGAUAAUGGCCGAGCAGGAGAAGCAGCGGCAACAACAGGAGCAGCAGAUGCAGAGACACCUAACCCGUCCACCACCUCAGUACCAGGACCAGCAGAACCCACCUACCCAGCAAAACCCAUUCCAGCAGCAGCCGCAGGUCUCCCAGUUUCCAGGUUCAUCUCAGCCGAUGGGCAGCGUGAACUCCCUCGGCGGUCCGGCUCCUGGUGUUCAACGCAUGUUUCCUCAAAAUCAAAGCAUGAUGGGAAUUGGUCAGGGCGGAGGUCCUGGCUCGGGCGCGCCGCCUGCAGCCGGUCAGGCAGAUCUGAGCCGGUCAUCUUGCGCGGGUGGGCUCGAGGCCCAGCAGGUCCUUUACGGAAACAUGCCUAUGCUCCCGCCCCACGCCAACCAGCAGAGAAUGCCCAUUACCGCAAUGCAGAACUACAGACACAACCUUCUAGUCCAGCAGCAGACCCAUCUCAAACAGCAGCAGCAGCAGCAACAGCUGGCUCGUAUGCCUAACAGUAUUCCCAGUGCUAUGGCUAACAACAUGAGCACCAUGCCCAGUUCAAUGCCCAACACCAUAACCAGCAAUAUCCAGGGUGCAAUGACUCCACAGGCUCAGCCAUGGCAGCAGCAACAGCAGCAUCCAAGUCUUCAGCAGGGCAUGACUGGUCAGCCUAAUCCCAACAACGGCGUCUUACCCGCUGGCUUUCCAAACUCUAGUUUCCACAUGCAGCCCAGGAUGACCAAGCUGCCCGGCAGUGCACCCUUCACCCAGGCUGGCUUGGGGAAUGGUGCAGCUGGUAGGCCUAUGGUGGGUAUGAACCCGGGGCAGAUGAUGCCCAACAUGGCCCAGCAGAGAGCAAACAGUGCCACCAUGGCACAGCAACAACCUCAGCAAGGACAGUCAGCACCCCCUCAGUCGCAGCAGGUGCUGCCCGAUCUGGGGCAGUUUGUGCAGCCGCAGGGUGGUCAGGUGCCUAACCGUACCGCGGGCAUGCAGUGCAACCAGGCCUACCAGGUCAACCGGACACCCAGUCAGCAGCUGCCGUUCGGAUACAACACCCAGUCCGGGGCCGGCUUAGCCAGCUUUCCUGGCGAGAGCGACCUGGUUGAUUCGCUGCUGAAGAACCAGACUCCGCAGGAAUGGAUGGACGACCUUGAUGAACUGUUGGCCAGUCAUCAGUGAUUGGGACUCAAACUAGAAAACUGAGUGAUGUGGACAUUACUGACUGUUUUCUGGUCAGAACUGCUGUACUGUGUGUAUGUAUGUGUGUGUGUGUGUGUGUGUGUGUGUGUGUGUGUGUGUGUGUGUG
Ictalurus punctatus (channel catfish) is the source of this 4274-nucleotide messenger RNA. It is a transcript of the gene maml1, whose product is annotated as mastermind-like transcriptional coactivator 1. Bases 1091 to 4147 code for a protein of 1018 amino acids. Gene Ontology annotation, cellular component: nucleoplasm; nuclear speck. Lineage: Eukaryota; Metazoa; Chordata; Actinopteri; Siluriformes; Ictaluridae. Gene Ontology annotation, molecular function: transcription coactivator activity. The record is from RefSeq and is a predicted model, not a curated record. The transcript has 5 exons. Gene Ontology annotation, biological process: positive regulation of transcription of Notch receptor target; Notch signaling pathway.